AUCCUCAUUUUCUUCACCCACCUUACACUUCCCAUUUCCAUCCAACUUAUUCCCCCUUACUAGUAUACUCAUUAAUCCAUCAUUUAUGUGAAUGUAUAAAACAAAACCAUUACACAAAUUAAGAAAUUUGAUAGUAAAUAAAGCAAAGCUCACAAGAAUCAACCAACCAAAAACCCACGUUCUCCUCUUACUUCUGGUCAAAGUUUUACUCAAAAAAGCACCACUGACACUGCUACCACUGCCUCAAAGACCAACCCUUUACAGUUCAACUUCAACAUCUGGACCAAUCAAAACAGAUUCUCACACCACCACCAUUGUUUUUUUCUUCUUAUCAUUAUCAUCAUCAUACCUUUUUUUAUUUCAACUCUUCAAAAUCAGGGUCAUUGUGACUUGAGUCUGUUCAAUCAUUGACUGUAACUAAACUCCCCAAAGUUCAGACCUUUUUCCUGUUCUUAUCCUAUUGUUGCUGAAAUUUUUUCAUGGGGUGUUGGAGAAUCUCGUGUUUAUAGCUUCAUCAUAACGCAUGCUCCAUUAUCUUUUGGUUUCUCGUGCUUCUUGUUGGUGCUUUUUCAGUGUCUAGAAGCUUCUAUUUGGUUGGCUCACUUUUCAAUGAACUGGGGUUGCUUCAAAAUUUUGUCUUGUUUAGAUUAAACGAACAGCAGAUUUUUGUCCAAAAAAAAAAGAACAGCAGAUUCAGUGAUUGUUUCUGUUACUGUUCGAUCCGUGUCUUGUGUUUGGUACAAAAAUGAUUGUUUCUAAAAGAGAAGAGCAGAUUAUGUUGCCUUCAGAAGGUGCAAGUGAGGUUUCAAAGUCAACUUCAUUGGAUUUGAACCCAGAUUCCCUUGAUGGAUCCACACCUGGUUCCACUGAUUACACUGAUGUAGGGGUUGUGCCAGAGCACCAGAAGGAUGAGCUUGAGCACUUGAUAUCAAAUUUAGAGAGGGAGGUUGAGCAGCUGAGGCUCAAUCAGAGGAUAGUGGAUGAUAAGAGGAGAGAAGCAUUGAGUAAGAUAUUGGAUAUCAAAGGGAGCAUUCGAGUAUUUUGUAGAAUUCGACCAAUUUUGAUACCGGAUAAGAGGAAAAUCUCUGAACCAGUAUCAGCUGGAUCAGAGAGAAUUCGGGUUAAGUUGGGAGGAACAAGGAAAGAUUUUGAGUUUGAUAAGGUUUUUCCUCAAGAAUCAAGCCAAGAAAAUGUUUUUGUUGAGGUUGAGCCAAUUCUAAGAUCUGCAAUGGACGGACACAAUGUGUGUGUUUUUGCUUACGGUCAAACGGGCACAGGCAAGACAUUCACCAUGGAUGGUACAAAUGAGCAUCCGGGAAUCAUCCCCCGUGCUCUUGAAGAGCUCUUUCGUCAAGCUUCUAUGGAUAAUUCGUCUGCAUUCACUUUUUCAAUGAGCAUGUUGGAAGUUUACAUGGGCAAUGUCAGGGAUCUUCUGGCUCCAAGACCUUCUGGUAGAUCAUAUGAACCUAUGACAAAGUGUCUCAACAUCCAAAUAGAUCCAAAAGGAUUGGUUGAAAUUGAGGGUCUCUCAGAAGUGCAAAUCUCUGAUUAUGCUAAAGCCAGAUGGUUGUACAACAAGGGCAGAAGGUUCAGAUCCACCUCAUGGACUAAUGUCAAUGAGGCAUCAAGCAGGUCACACUGCUUGACAAGGAUAAGCAUAUUUAGACGCGGGGAUGCUUCAGAAGCCAAAAGCGAAAUAAGUAAAUUGUGGAUGGUUGAUCUUGGAGGCAAUGAACGGUUACUGAAAACUGGAGCCAGAGGAGUAACACUUGAUGAGGGCCGGGCUAUCAAUCUUUCUCUUUCAGCUUUAGCUGAUGUCAUUGCAGCUUUGAAGAGGAAGAGGGGUCAUGUGCCUUACAGAAAUAGCAAGCUGACACAAAUACUGAGAGAUUCUCUUGGUGAUGGCUCAAAGGUCUUGAUGCUUGUGCAUAUAAGCCCUUCAGAAGAAGAUGUUUGCGAGACAAUCUGUGCUUUGAAUUUUGCAAAGAGGGCAAGAGCAGUAGAGUCCAAUAAAGAAGUACAAGUGGAAUUGAAGAAGCAAAAGGAAAAGAAGAUUAUGGAGCUUGAGGAAGAUAUUAAGGAAGCUGAAAAGCAACGUCAGUAUUUAAGGGAUCAAAUACAGAAUGUUGAGUUAAAGCUAAAAGAGAGUAAAAAGAUAUUUUCAACCACAUAUACUCUUCCAGAAAGGGAAGACAUGGAAACCUCUAUUAGCCCCAAAGAUGAUGUCAAAGAGGUUAAUGAAACCCCUAAAGCAUCUCAUAAGUGUAUUAAAAGAAGUUUCUCCAAUUCAGUGCCUCGGUUCAUGAAUUCAACUGCUGCUAGUCGCCAAAGGCAAAGUGCUGCAGAACAGGAACUUAUUGUGAAAUCAAAAGGUUUAAGAUCUGUGGUCGCUAGAAGUUCAAUCCAGUUUCCAUGUUCCCAAUCAUUAAGUUACUCAGAUCUCCGCGUUAAAGCAAUGCUGCGAAGUUCUCAUGGAAAAUCCCGGUAUGCUGAAACAAAUACUAUUCCCACAGAAAGGCCUAAAUGCAAUGAGUUGGAUUCGAAAGUGGUUACUCCUCGAAGCAAGAUGGUUACAUCAUCUGAUCCAAACUUGAGAGUUACAUUGUGUCAUCAUAGAAGAAGGAUGUCUAAUCUGAUCUAAGGGUUAAGUGACAUCUUAGUUGCAGAAUGCAGAUACUUUAAUGUUGUGGAGUGGUUGCAUGUUUACCUUCUUUCAGUUUGUAUUUUCUUUAACAAAUUGUAGCGAGAGUGUGGUGUUAAUAGGUGUGUUUUCUGGGGCUGUUAGUGUUUGGGAUCUGUUAACUGUUUAACAUGGUCAUUCUCAGUUUUUGAGCUUGUUGGGUCUUGUUAGUCAUUUGAUUAUGAGAUUAUAUAGCAAUUUGAGGUGACUAACUAUUACUGAAGUUUGUCUUGACUUUUAUAUGAAUACAAACAAACAGUUACUUGGCC
Molecule: messenger RNA, 2949 nt
Organism: Lotus japonicus
Lineage: Eukaryota; Viridiplantae; Streptophyta; Magnoliopsida; Fabales; Fabaceae
Product: kinesin-like protein KIN-14U
Exons: 10
Coding region: 746-2641 (631 amino acids)
Biological process (GO): microtubule-based movement
Molecular function (GO): ATP binding; microtubule binding; microtubule motor activity
Source: RefSeq, a predicted model, not a curated record